Seminavis robusta is the source of this 4485-nucleotide messenger RNA. The record is from the annotation of a GenBank genome assembly. Lineage: Eukaryota; Bacillariophyta; Bacillariophyceae; Naviculales; Naviculaceae.
GUAGGUGGUACUGUAAGCAUACAGGUCAUUCCAAGCGGCUGCCAGUUCAGGGGUGUCUAUCUGGUACUCUAGCUAGCUCCGAACCCUUCUGCCAGUUCAGCCCUCUCCUCGUCGAGGAAUGAAGGUUUCAGAGACACAAAAAGAGAAAGAAGGAUCCUGCAGAAGAUGUCGUCUACCCGUGAUAGUAGCAGAAGAGAGAGAAGCGACGCCGCAAGCAUGUUGACCGAAGAAGGCGAUCCACUAGACGCGUCGCUGGAGCAAGUAGUGAUGGAAAGAAGCCGAGGUGCCACGGAGGAAACAGCCGAACCAGGGAAAAGAUCCGAUGAUGAUAUCAAGCGAGAAGAACUUCAGCGACGACAGGAAGCAGCCAUGUCUACUCGACAGGCAGCAGUCAUGACAGCUCCGUCGUCAUCAUCAUUAUCGGAUCAAGACAGAAAGCCAUCACCCAAAGAGAGAGAAGUGGGCAAAAGUGCCAUGGUGGGCAGUAUCAGAAGUUCUGGCACGGGUAGGAAAAUCAGCGAGGAUGCAGCCAAUCAGCAAGGAAAAGACGACGACGACGAGCUCCACUUGAUGAAGGUUGUGGCGAUGAGAAGCAGCGUUAAUACCACAGACGAUGCUGGGGCUGGCAAAACCAAGGUGCAAAAGAAAGGUGUACCUAGCACCAACACAGCAGCAGCAGCAACAUUCUCACAAGCAGAUUACGUGACCGAGAUGAUUCAGGUUGCUGUUGGAAGUGAUACUCAGCGGGCACAAAUGGAUGGAGAAGAACCCAGCACCAACAAUAGCACAGCAGCAGCAGCCAUGGAGUACGAUGCGACGGGGAGUCCACUCAAGCAGAGUCUCCUUGCCACAGGCCAACGUCCAGGAGCAUACAGUGGAGCACCAGGUGUUGGUUAUCAGGCGGUUGCGGCUGUGAGUUAUACCGGUUUGGGUACCGGCUCUAGCCAGAUGGAACUCGAGGGAUCGAGAGGAGUCAACUCGGAACAGCCAAAUAUUAGUGGACGCGACAUUGAGACCGCCAAUCGAGCUGUCCCCGCGGCUCCCACCGCCAGUGCCGGUGUUGCUCACAAUCCAAACGAUCCAUUAGAAGCGGCUGUCCAGUCUGCUACAGGAGCUGGACAAGAAGCCAAAAAUGAAAGCCAAAAGCCCAACCAAAAACUCAUGUAUGCUUAUGUGGGAGUUGCUUUUUUGGCCGUCCUCAUCAUUGUCAUUGUUCUCUGUGCCACACUGAUUCCCGGCGGGGAUUCGGAAGGGCAGGCUGACAUGGCAGCGGCCAAUCCAAACGAUCCUCCUCCCAGUGACAUCUCUUUGGACGAACACAUUCGAGGCCUCUUCCCAAACUCUACGCUGGAAGCCAUGGAGAGUCGUUUUAGUCCACAAGCUGAAGCUUUUCGAUGGUUGCUCAAGGAUCCAGAACUCACUACCACCAACACCUAUUCAGAUGACAGAAUCUUGCAACGGAUGGCUCUAGCAACUUUUUAUUUUGCAACUGGUGGGAGGCGAUGGGAUGGCAAUUCUGGAUGGCUCAACUACAGUGUCCAUGAAUGUGAUUGGUACUCAGAUGGGAAUCCUCCUUGUGACAACGACAUUUCGACUCUAGUGGAAGAAUUCAGCAGCAAUGCCACAAGCAACUUUACAAACAAUUAUACCUUCUGGGAUGACGAUGACUAUGUUAUGUAUCCUGAAGAUCUUUCAACUGAAUACCUAUGGCGCCCAACUUUCGAUGAUAGGAUGCUGGUGGAAGGGGAUGGUACAAUCAAACAGUUGCACCUCCCAUUCAACAACUUGAUUGGGACUUUGCCACCAGAGCUGUUUUGGCUUUCCAAUUUGAGAUCCAUUCAAUUUGACAAUAACGAAAUUGGAGGACAUUUGGUUGGUUCGUAUCUGGCACUCCUAACAGAUUUGAGAGUGCUUCGUUUGUACUCCAAUCAGUUAGAAGGAUCCAUUCCUUCUGAGUUAGCGACUUUGACCAACCUGGCGAAUAUCAAUUUGGCACAAAACAGAGACUUGGAGGGAAUCCCGGAUGAGCUCUGGGAAUUGUCCAGCUUACAAGUUCUAGCACUGGAUGUUGGCUCUACUGUUCCAUUUGAAGCAGUAGCACAAUUUGAUCAACUGUCUUCACUCACUCUUGCCGAAUUGACUGGAACGCUUCCAACAGAGGUUGGACUGCUUACAAAGUUGACACUGCUGAAUCUACAAGGUGGCAGGCUUCGAGGCACAAUCCCAACAACACUGGGCAAACUAUCUGACAUGACGUGGCUGUUUCUUGACAGGAACACAUUCACAGGCGAGAUUCCAACAGAAUUAGGAUUGUUGGCUAACCUUACCAUUCUUGAACUGAGUGAAAACAGACUCAAUGGCAUCCCCUCUGAGCUUGGAAUGCUCACCAAUCUAUAUUCUCUUCGCCUGCUAGAUUGUCGCUUGGCAGGUCCAAUCCCCUCCGAGAUUGGACAAAUGUCACGUCUUUCGCAACUCUAUCUUCAAGAGAAUGACCUCGCUAGUUCGCUUCCAACUGAGCUUGGCACCCUUUCAAAGAUCCGCACCGUGUACUUCUACAAGAAUGAAUUGACGGGUUCCAUUCCUUCAGAGCUAGCCAGGGCGAGUAGAUUGCGCAGUUUGCAUUUGGAUUCCAAUAUGCUCAAUGGAACAUUGCCCAGUAGGUUUGGAAGGAUCCGGUAUCUUCGGGGGCUAAACUUGGACAAGAACUCAAUAUCUGGAUCUAUUCCCACCCAGUUCGGAAGGCUGAUCUACAUGAGGCGCUUGGAGAUGAGUCAAAACGAACUCACCGGCCCAAUCCCCACAGAGUUUGGUAGAAUGUCAAGGCUGGAGAAACUCUUGUUGAAUGACAAUCAUCUUACUGGGACAAUUCCGCUGGAGCUGGCCAAGAGGAGCUCUGGCUUCUUUAGUUUGUUUGACUCGAGUGACUCCACUGAUACUCUUGAAGAGCUGUAUCUGAAUGGAAACAAUUUCACAGGUUCCAUCCCAGAGCUGCUUUGUGAUGUGGAAGAGGUCAGGACUGACUGUACAGAUCACUUUUGUGGGUGUAAUUGUGCUUGCAAAGCUUAAUGGACAAAGACGAUUGUGACACUCUCCUGAGGAGUGCAUGAGGAAUCCAUACUGAUGUGGCCUUUUCCAACCGUUGCUGUGGUGGCGAACUAAACUGGUUUCAAUGUAGCUGUUUCUGCAAUUGUUUCAAUGUUUCUAUUGUGAUGACUACUCUGUUAUGUCGAAUGUACUCAGAGGUUCUCAGUGAAAGAUCCAUUAUUGCCACACAUGAUUGACUCAAGCCUGGUGGAGGAGGCAGCGACCAGACAAACCAGAAAGAUACAGCGCAGUUUCUUGCUUGGAUGGCCCGCCGUAGCCAGGACCCCCCAUACGGCAGGUGAGCUGAGUAGCUGAGUGAAUAGACCCACGCUGACCAGCUCGUGCGUUUGAUAUAUCUCUGAUCUCCUGCCAAUACAUGUAGUGUCCCUCUGGUUGUGUGCCAUUGUAGCUAGUCCUGGUGUCCUGGUUCUUCUCGCGUGAUCCCAUCAUCCCGAUGCACGUACCCCCCACGCAAAUGAAUUGCUAGCUAGUGCCGGUACAAUGCUCAACGGCCCCCCAAAUCCUGCAAGUACAACUAACUACAUGUACUCGUAUCCCAGGUACUUCUCAGAAUUGAUUUUUCAAUCGUCAGUGUGGGUUGGCAGCCACCAUCACGCAAGAUUGGAUUCAUCACCACUCCCGUCUGUCAACUUGCAUUUGCCUGUCCUUGCAUGCCUUACUCUUUAUCAAUAGCUGGUGGACCGGAAGACUGGAUUUUCUCCAUCGCCCGGUGGUGUGCUGCUGGUGUCGUCUUAUUAAAGUCUCGAUCGGAUCAUUGACACAUUCAAGAUUCCACACCUCUGGACGGUUCCUCGGCGGAAGCCGCAAAGGCUUAGCUCAAGAUUCCAUACUCUGGCCACUCCGUACCCACAACCCACAUGUACGUUCCGGUACAUGUUGCUCGGCUCUUGGCGGGAGGGGAAAAGAAGGUGGUGGCUCGUGGGCUCUCGACGACACGCAUGAGGUUUCUCGAUGCACGAUUGAUAACUAAAUCAAUUGAAGAGGAAACAGGUGGUUUGUCGCACUUUGUGCGUGUAUUAAUACUAGUACAUGUACGGUACUGACGUGACAACGCGAUAAGCUUCCCGCUAUCUACAGUCAGUCGUACCAUGCGGUCGAGAUCUUGGGGCUAUUGGUUAUGAUAUCGAUAUUGUGCUGCCUCUAAGGCAAAGAGAGUGUCCAGCCACGAGGAGGUUGCUUUGAGCUUCUCUCUCAACUCUCAACUGUCAACAGUUUUAGCUCAACAGUUACUCUCAACUCUUACUGGCUGGAGUCUGUAGAAAGAAGCAUUUUUGCGCUCGAAGUCUCCAGCAAUAAGCAGGGCUAAGAAUCUUGCCCCUAUAACUCAAACUAAAUAAUCGCAUUUCACAGGAGAAGCUUGCUAAAGCUAGCUAGUAGACA